Molecule: messenger RNA, 1516 nt
Organism: Pisolithus orientalis
Lineage: Eukaryota; Fungi; Basidiomycota; Agaricomycetes; Boletales; Pisolithaceae
Exons: 3
Coding region: 120-1454 (444 amino acids)
Source: RefSeq, a predicted model, not a curated record
AUCCAUUUAGGGGAGAGGUGCCCCCUACUCCCUGACACUACAUAAAACGCUAACAGGCCGACUGCGCUAAGAGCCUGACACGAUCCCCAUUCCCAUUCCCAUCCCCAGCCCUCGUCGAUAUGGUUGCCACCCUCAGCUUUACCGGCGACACCCACUUCGAGGUCAUCACCGUUUUGGCAAAUUGCGGUACUGAUACCGUUCGGGCGCGACAGGCUCUAGUAACAUGGAUUCAACGCAAGCAGCACAAAGGCAGGUCAACGGACCACAUUCUCACCAAAUUGCGCCAGCUUGAACAGAAGUUCAUCAAAGACUGUUCACUGCAUGACGCUUUCCGCGAAGCCAGGGCAGUAACAUUCCUGCCCAGGUCCCCCGAUCUCCCUCUUCCGGACUUCGUCAAUAAACGCCACUCGUAUUCCUCGACGCGAUCGUCAGAGAGCCCAGUUAUCGACGUCACUCGCGGCGAGAACUCACGUUAUAGCCCGGUUUCUUCUCCUCAAACUCCCAGCUUCCUAACUACCUCUUAUAAUCGCUUCUCUCCUUCAUACUCUGAACGCAGACUUGAUCCAUAUGCCGAGGAGCCUGAAUCACCAUCUACUUCAGAUAAUCCCCCUUCCCCCGGAGGCAGCCAGAGUCCGUUUCAUUCCAGCCCAUAUGCCAAUCAUUCACCGACGGUUUGCACGCCAUAUCCUUUGGAUGCAGUUCGCAGUACAAGGAAGCCGCCGACCCUAUCCCCUCCUUCCCCCACGAUCGUUCCCCAACGCCAUCGUUCUGCUUCCAACCCUGUUCCCCCUGCUCCAAUCAUGACCCGCCGCUCAAUACCCCCCCUAAACCGUCUUUCUGAGCCAUCUAUUGCUUUACCCCCCACUCCUCGCCCUGCUCCAACACAGCCUGUUCCUCAGUCUGCAUGCUCAUCAGCUGCUAGUUCUACGGUUUCCUUGGCAUCCCCAGUAUCCCCAAAUCCUCAACCAUAUAAUGACAGUGGUUUAUGCAUGCCGUCACCACUGCCUUCUUCCCCUUACUCCUCUAAAGAAUCUUUCACGACAGUUACCGACAUCGAACGAUACAUCCCUUCCGAUAUUGACCUCACAGGGGGAGACUGCUUCCCGAACUUCAGGGUUGUUACGCGGUCGGACAGCCCCCUCCACGGCGAAGCAAGCCGCAGCCGCAAUAGUACUGUCGGUACUUCCCCUCCUUCGUAUGCGGAUGCAGUGGCUCAUCUGCUGUCGGAACACGGAUGGGAGAUAGGGCCCCGGCUUGAAAAGGCUCUCAAAAUAUGUAGUGCCUCCUUGGCCGUGAAGGAACAGGUACUCAAAUGCCUUCGCUCCGAGCCCGGAUGCGAUCCUCCGCAUUGGCAGAGUCGACUGAGGGAAUGCGAUCUCAAUCCCGAGGCCGUCGAUUUCAUCGUGGAUGAGAUGUGUAGGGAGCUGGAGGACGUACCCGGGAGAGCGCUGUGAUGAUUCUCUUUCUCGCCCAAACAGGACCGGAAAAAAAAAAGCGAAAAAAAAAAAGUUGCCAC